UCAAUACAAAUUUGGGAUUUAAACUAGGUAAUUAAUUAUUAAAAAGUUAGACAAGUCACAAGUGAAGUUCAUUUACCUUUUAACUUUUUUUACCGAUUUUGAAAAGUUUACAUCUUGUAACCAGUAACCAGUAACCACAUAAUACUGUCAGAAUCACAGUGGUAGCAUUGUUCCCGUGGAUUACUAUUGACUAUUCCAAAGAUGGCCAAUUUUUGAUGUGCAGAUAGCAGCUUGGAUCUGACGACUGCCACUCAAGAUUGAGGGAUUUUUUAUCAGUUGGAAAAUUUGGAAACAAAUUUCGCAGAAAGAGGUAUUCCUUGCAAUGCCUCCACGGACGGACUGCGUUAUCGAUGAGUUGUCGGGACUUUUUUCCCGUCGCCAGCGUAUCGUUCCCAUUCAGAAGUCCAAUUCAGAUAUUGAAAAUCAACCCCCACACAAACGACUACGUAGAGAUCUUUCCAAUCAUCCCUUGUCGUUGCCCUAUCAAAAUCUGAAGGAACACGUUGCCUCUGCAUUCAAUGCACAACCGCGAUCAUCACUGAAGCAACCAGCACAGCCAGCAGAACAGCAGCAUCUGCGCAUGCCCAGCUAUGUUGACUGCACGACAUGGCCCGGCGUGACCGAAUGGAUGCAGUGUCUGCAGCUGACCGAAGCAUCCAGUGACAUCCAGGAGAGUCUACUAUGCAAUCGCAUCGAGGCAGCCUGGGAUAAAGUAGUGCGACGCUCGCUGCUCUUCAUGGAAUCCAAGCUGUUUCCGUUUUUCGACCGUUUCAUGACGGCAGCCAUGGCGGAAAGGAACGAUCCCAAGCCGAAAACAUUGGUGAUGGCGUUUAUGGGAUUGAGUAGUGUACUGCAUGGGAUUGAAGUGAAAAUUCGCGAGUUGUUCUUCGUCAGUGAGGUGCUUCCAGCGGAACACGUGGAAUAUUCCGUGUCCGAUCUUCUGGAGGAGAUUGAUCUGGGUUUUGUCGAGCCUGUUUUGUAUGCCGCAUUUUCUAACCCCAACACACCUGACUCGGCUGGAUGCCUGUUCACUCCCAAUGUCGGGCGCCUCAGUCAGGCUAAUAAACGAACGAGAGGAGGAGAAUGGGAUACGACUUUUCGUCGUUCGUUAUUGUCAGCCGAUCACACUGUGGAUCACAAUGAGCCAACGCCCAGCGAAAUCUUUCAUACUGCGCACGACGUCACCUCGGAUAUCACGACGGAUCAAGGCAUUAUGGUUUUGGAUAGGGAUCUAUUCUGUCCGGAUGGAAUGAUUUCCGAAGAAGUGGUAUUUCACAUGCUCGUCAACCAAGUGCAGAAGCAUUUUUGGCGACUGUCUGGAGCAGUUACGGCGCUGGAUCGCUAUGUGGUGACUAUCUAUGAAACUUAUUUAGGCCUCAUCGGCAAUGAGCCGCUGCCUGGCUGGGAUGCUGAAGCUAAAGAUACAUUUUUAGGAGAAGUGGAUUUGUUUCACCGCACAGUGCUUGAACUGGAGUUGGCGGAACAGAUACUGGUGCCAGCCUUGCAGAUUCUCUGUGAUAAGCGGAUCAAAGAGCACGUCUCCCAUUGUUUAGCUAACGGGAAUACUCCGGGUGCUGGUGAUAAAGGAAGCGCCAUCUGGAUCGUUACUUCCUUCCAUUCGCUGAGCUCAUUUCUUCACAAUGUCUUCCAACAAGACACGUCAGCGGAGUGUGCACCAUUAGACUUGAUAACCUCGCUGAUCCUUGAAUAUGCUACUCAGGAGUAUAUUCACGCUGUUAUUGAGAGCUUUUUCGAUUUGCUGCUGCAGUGGCCAAAAUCUCGGCAGAGCUUCAUGGAACUAAAAGAGCUGAUGGACCAUACGUCACAGGACGUUGUGCAUGGAAUAAUUGUUUCGCUCCAGCGCCAGUUUCAUUGUAAAUUACUGCGUCCAGGACUCAAUACGCUAGAUAUCUUGGCCGUGUAUACGGCGGCAAUACGUGCGCUUCGUAUCAUCGACCCAUCUCGGGUGAUUCAGGAUCUGGUUUGUGAGCCUGUGAGAGUGUACCUGCGAUCCCGGCCCGACACAGUACGAUGCAUUAUGUCGCAUAUAACGCAUAUCAGUUCGUCACGGGAUCUUUAUCAUCGGAAAACCACGCUGCCGGCGUUGGAUGUGAUGAUCGAAGAGGAGGAAGCAGUCAUUGCCCAAAUGCAGCAUAACAUUAAGAGUGCCAUUUCCGACAUUGAUAUGGAAAACUGGAAAACUUGGAUGCCGGAUCCCAUUUACGCGGAACUGUUGCCGUCGUCUGCCAGAACAGACCGUCAGGCCGACACAAUAGAGCUGCUAAUGAGCAUUUACGGUGGGCAGGAUGUAUUCAUCAACGAAUACCAGCUGAUUCUUGCUGAGAAACUCUUGGGGUAUUAUUCUUUCGAUUCGGAGGAAGAAUCUAAACAUCUCAAAAUGAUGACAAAGCGAUUCGGGGAAAAUCUGUUGCAACGUUCCGACGUUAUGAGCCGCGAUGCCGCUGAUUCUCAGAAGUUUCACCAAAAAAUCCUGGAAAGGCUGGAACUGGGCACUAGUGAAAAACGGAUUCCCCUGGGCAUCCCUGUCAGUGCUUUAGUUAUUUCUCACAAUUACUGGCCAGAAAUCCGGACUGAGAAACUGCGCAUGCCAACAGUCUUGGAAUCGGCCAUGCUCAGAUACAAGCAGUACUUUGAAGAGAUAUCGCUGACUAGAACAGUGGAUUCUCGGCCGGAAUUGGGUCAUGUCAACUUUGAUCUUAUCCUGGACGAUGGACGGAAGAUGAAUAUUAAGUGUAACCCCGUGUAUGCCGCCAUUAUUCUAAAGUUUGUCGAGCAGCCCAGAUGGCCAAUGGAUGAUCUGGCGGAAGCGGUGGGAAUUUCUGCGUCGUUAUUAAAACGCAAGUUAAACUACUGGCAGAGACGCAACGUGCUGGAGGAAAGCGAGCCGGACGUCUUUUCCAUUGUGGCCGAAGGAUCAUUUUUAUCCGAGGAAGAUUUGAGAAGAAUGGAAGAUGAGGAAAUUGAAUCAGCUGUACGGUAUGUUGCGGAGAAUAAUCAGGACGAACAGAAUGUACACAUUCAGUUGCAAAUGUUUUGGAAAUAUAUGACGACGGUAUUGAACAAUGUGCCGACAAUAACGAUUGACCGACUAUUCUCCAUGAUAAGAAUGUUUAUCAUUCGGGGACAAACGAAGAAGGACGUUACCAUUGACCACCUACGGCAAUAUCUGGAUGCCAAAGUACGGGCGCGCGAAUUGGUGUUCAGUAAUAACCGAUAUUCGCUUCCGAAAAAAGAGGCCACAGCUUCUUAAGUCGAUUUGUUUUUCGUAUUUAUCGUAUUAUGUUAAGCACGUAACUCUGCGUGUUUAAUGCUUUACAAUUUUCGUUGCAGUUUUCUGUAAUAGCGAAAGUUUGAAGACAGGAACACCUGCCUAGGUCACUUGGUGUUUCGUACGGCUGUUUUUCAAUCGUGUACGGUGUUUUGAAGUGUUAAAUGUGAAUAAAUGUUUACACCAG
Paramacrobiotus metropolitanus is the source of this 3476-nucleotide messenger RNA. RefSeq names its product anaphase-promoting complex subunit 2-like. Bases 323 to 3271 code for a protein of 982 amino acids. The transcript is spliced from 4 exons. Lineage: Eukaryota; Metazoa; Tardigrada; Eutardigrada; Parachela; Macrobiotidae. The record is from RefSeq and is a predicted model, not a curated record. Gene Ontology annotation, molecular function: ubiquitin protein ligase binding. Gene Ontology annotation, cellular component: anaphase-promoting complex. Gene Ontology annotation, biological process: ubiquitin-dependent protein catabolic process.